Messenger RNA from Suncus etruscus (white-toothed pygmy shrew), 1287 nucleotides. It is a transcript of the gene MOB3B, whose product is annotated as MOB kinase activator 3B. The record is from RefSeq and is a predicted model, not a curated record. Gene Ontology annotation, biological process: signal transduction; positive regulation of protein phosphorylation. Gene Ontology annotation, molecular function: protein kinase activator activity. The transcript has 3 exons. Gene Ontology annotation, cellular component: nucleus; cytoplasm. NCBI's taxonomy places the organism in Eukaryota, Metazoa, Chordata, Mammalia, Eulipotyphla, Soricidae. The coding region runs from base 199 to 849 and encodes 216 amino acids.
ACAUGAAGUUUCUCUGGAAAUUAUUGAAAAGGAAGAUAGAACGAGCUGCUUAAGAGAGAUUCAAAACUAUAGACUGCAAGACUGGGGCCAGAAGGCUGGCAGUGGAAAACUCUGUUGGGUUGUGAUUUGUCACUGAAAAGUCCCAGCUGCCUUUUUCCUUCUUGCAAAAGAAGGGAAGAGAAAGAGAAGGAGAAGACCAUGUCCAUUGCUUUAAAGCAGGUUUUCAACAAGGACAAGACCUUCCGCCCCAAGAGGAAAUUUGAACCUGGCACGCAAAGGUUUGAGCUUCACAAACGGGCGCAAGCAUCCCUUAACUCAGGUGUAGAUCUGAAGGCAGCUGUGCAGCUGCCCAGCGGGGAAGACCAGAAUGAUUGGGUGGCGGUGCAUGUGGUAGACUUUUUUAAUCGGAUCAACCUUAUCUAUGGGACCAUCUGUGAGUUCUGCACGGAGCACACCUGUCCUGUGAUGUCUGGAGGUCCCAAAUAUGAGUAUCGGUGGCAGGAUGAUCUCAAGUAUAAGAAGCCAACUGCACUGCCAGCUCCCCAGUACAUGAACCUUCUUAUGGAUUGGAUUGAGGUCCAGAUCAACAAUGAGGAAAUAUUUCCAACAUGCGUAGGUGUUCCCUUCCCAAAGAACUUCCUUCAGAUCUGCAAGAAGAUCCUUUGUCGCCUUUUUCGGGUCUUUGUCCAUGUCUACAUUCACCACUUCGACCGAGUCAUUGUGAUGGGUGCAGAGGCCCAUGUCAACACUUGCUACAAACACUUCUAUUACUUUGUCACAGAGAUGAAUCUCAUUGACCGCAAGGAGCUAGAGCCUUUGAAAGAGAUGACCAGCAGGAUGUGUCAUUAACAGCCUAUCUCAGCCUUUGGAAGAAAAAGGAGAGCUGCUUCCUCCCAGAUUCCCAUGUGGACAGAAGACCUUCGGGCAGAAGUGGCCCUCUUCCUACCCGGAGCAUAUGGAGACAAGCAGUGACUCCUGAGAGACAUUCCCCACUCAUUUUGUGUGCUCUUAACCCUCUGAGUGCUGCUAGCCAAGACCCGUGGAGCCGGUUAACCCGGCGAGAGCAUCAACUCCUGACUAAGGAGAAAACCUUGGCACUUAGCCAUUGGGCACCUUUUUGCCUGUGACCUGCCGCUUAAGCUUUACUGGAAUUCGGGUCCUGAGACUGAAAUUCUUACCUGCCUUGUCAGUUGGCUGAUUCCUGUAAUAUGUUUUCUAAGUGCCGAAUGAAUUUUGGAAGUCUGUCUGUGCAGCAAGCUUUCCUGUAACAAAUCUAUCCUGAGCUCU